Molecule: messenger RNA, 1686 nt
Organism: Sturnus vulgaris (Common starling)
Lineage: Eukaryota; Metazoa; Chordata; Aves; Passeriformes; Sturnidae
Source: RefSeq, a predicted model, not a curated record
AAUUACAUAUAUAGCUACUUUAACUCAAUCUGAUAAUAAGAACAGUUUUUCAUUGGUUCUUGAGAUUAUCUUUAAAAUCUGCUUUAUUAUGCUACUGCUGCUACUGCCUGAUUAUCAAACCACACAGCUUAAACUAUCAAGGGACAGAAGCAGUGUGAAAAGUAACAUUUCUUUUGAGCUGAUACUAUCUGGAAUGGGAGGAGUUGUGUGGCAGUUGGGCCUCCAGCUGUGCGUUGCUGCUGUGCUGCUCUUUGGUGGAGGAAGAGGGAGAGAGCUCUCUGGCAGCUUGAGCUGCCUGAAUAACUACGUGACUACUGUGAACUGCAUGUGGGUAACGGAGAAGCCCGUGGGUGAUGGACCUUUCCAUCUGCAUUUCACCAACCUCUGGUCAAAGGGCCACAAUGCCAGCUGCAACCUGACUGCCACAGAGAGCAUGCAGAAUCAAUACCACUGCACAAUUAAUUUAACCAGCCAGAUCUUGGAAACAGAUGGUUAUAGAGUCUCUCUCCAAGCACACUUCUUUGGUCGCAUUCACACGUACAUAACCCUUCCAGAGUACAUUCCCCGCAAGCACAUAAAACUUGAUCCACCUUUGGACAUCCAGAGCAAUGCCACUGCCAGCAAGUGCCAGAUAUGGUGGAGUCUGUGGAAUGUGCCUUGGUACCUCGCUGACAUUCUCCAAUAUGAGUUGCAGUAUAAGGAGUACAGCAUGCCUUGGGAGUUUGCUCGGAACAAGACACUACCCAGUUCACUGCCACAGGUAGAAAUUGAAGCCACAGAGCUCCACAGUGGCAUUGCUUACGCAGCAAGGGUUCGCUGCAAAGUUUCUGAAAAUGAGAAUUCAUACCACAGUCAGUGGAGUGAGUGGAGCAAGACAACAGUGUUUCAAAGAGCAGAUGUCCCAAAAGUCUCUGAAAAGAUUCUAAAUACCAAAACUAUGCAGUACUUAUUCAUUCCUCUGAGUUUUGGCACUUUGCUCUAUUUAUUCUGGAACUGCAAGCUUUCCUCAAGGGCAAAAAGCCUCGCCUGCUUUAACAUUCCCACACCAGCUGCUUUCUUUCAGCCACUCUAUAGUUCGCACAAUGGGAAUUUUAAGGACUGGGUUGGACUGAAUGAGGCUUGUAGCCAACUUGAAAGAGAAGAGGCCAGCAACUCAAGCAAAGUGAAUGCAGAUAGAAUUUCUGAUCUAAACACCCAAGAACUGAUUUCCCAGAACUCAUUGAAACCUACAGGAAGUACAGACAUGGUUACUGCAGAAGAAACCUUUACAUUUGCCUCAGGUCCAAGCCAGCAGUAUGUCUCCAGCAGGUACAUAAGAGCAGAAGAGACAGAGUUGUGGCCGGGACUAUUGUUUGCACCAAACCAUGCUGGUGAUCCCAUUGGCCUGAAAAUCUCUGAAAUAAUUAAAGACAACCUUGAGAGUCCUCGUGUUGGAAGGAAUUAUUCCUCUCACUCACAGCAUGGAAAGGGUGAUUUUCUUAUGCUUCAAGAAUCUUUGGGAAUAGCAGACGUGUCCUUCAGUGGUAGUGACUAUUGUACUUUGUGUGACAAUGAUACCACAGGAGGUUUGAUUUCUGCGGAACUGCUGACGCUUUCUGAUGGCAAUAGUCAUGUCAAACUUCAGAAAAAUCAGUGACUUUCCCUGGGGAACACUGCCUACAAAGUUCCUUGUGUUCUCCUAUCACC